AUGUCUAAAAAAACUUUAUUCGGAACGCUUCUAUUUGAACUUACGAAAACUUUCACGGAUUCAGAACAUGGUAUCUGCCAAGAUUGUCUUCAACCAAAUACCGACAGGAAAUGGUGUCAAUCUUGUAACGCUGAAAAUUUUCGUAAAAACUUUUCAAACUGGACCAGCGGUAAUAAACAUAUCGAUAUGUUUAUUCAAGAUGCUCAACUUACCGCUGCCAAUCAUUAUGAAGUCUUGGAAUGGAUACCUUAUGAUCAAUUGAAGAAGGUUACUUUCAUUGCUAAUGGAAGGUAUUCUACCAAUUCCAAAGCUGUUUGGAGUAAAGGUGAUAUUUUACAAUGGGAUCAUGAUAAAAAUGAUUGGUCUCGUUUUCAAGGAUCAAUUGAGAAUUGGUCUUACUCUCAAGAUAACGCGACUGGUUUAAAUGGUAGAAUAGUUUCUUUGAAAAGUUUUCAAGAUUCUUCCGAUAUUUGCUCCGAAUUAGAAAAGUUGAGACAUUAUUUACAAUCUCUUAAAGAAGCGAUAAAGAAUGAUAACAUGUUAUUACCAUUAUUUGGUAUUACCCAACACCCUAAAACCUCUGAAUACAUGAUUGUGACGAAUUACGCUGAAGGUGGUAGCUUGAGAAAUAAUUUGCAAUAUAUUCGCAAAUUAAGUUGGAAGGAACGUUUGGAAAUUUUACUUGAUAUUGCUUAUGGGCUUGCUGGUCUUCACAAAUCUGAUUUACUUCAUAGAAAUUUACAUAGUGACUGGUGUGAAUAUUAUGAUGAUAAUAUUAAAGACAUUGAAGAUAAAAAUAUUCAAUUGCCUAUUAUGCAAUUUCAACAUGCUGACAAAUUACUUCGUGCACAGUCUAGACAUUCUAGCAAUUUCUAUGCUCCUUAUUAUACAAACAUUGGUUUUUCAAGUUACAAAACCUAUGACAAUAAAAAAGACCAAACUCGUUAUUAUUAUUAA
Molecule: messenger RNA, 957 nt
Organism: Dentiscutata erythropus
Lineage: Eukaryota; Fungi; Glomeromycota; Glomeromycetes; Diversisporales; Gigasporaceae
Source: the annotation of a GenBank genome assembly